AUGGAUGCAGAGAUGUCUAAAGCCCCUCCUGUGUGUAUGUGGGAAUCGGCUCGGGCGGCGAAGCUGGGAAGAUUGAUGCGUCUGAACGAGUUCCGACGAACUCGCCGUCGUUUGAUGGCCGGCAAGCAAAUGAAACAUCUUGCACUGAUUGAGCUGCUGCUGCCGCUGGUGGGCACCGAACUAGCCCAAGGCCUCACUUACCAAGCUUCUGGGGGCAGAGGGAACUUCGUGUUUCUGAGUGAUUAUCAGCUGAGCCCGCUGCUGCACGACCUAAGCAGCAAGUAUGGUUACCAACCAGCAACCGGAGAGCUGGUCCGCGACGGCAGCUGCUACGGUAUGGACGACAACCGGCGGCUGGUCGGGCGUGGCGGACCGACGCCUCCUGCGCCCGCUCUCGGCAUUGCUCGACAAGCUCUGUGCGACGGCGCCUCUCAGGAGCAAGUCUUCCAGACUCUCCAGGAGCUCAAAGAGAGAAUACGGAAGGAAAUUCGGAAAGAGUUGAAGAUCAAAGAAGGGGCCGAGAAUUUAAGGCGUGCCUCGACGGAUAAGAAGAGCGCGCAGAACGUUGCCACCAUGAUCAAGCAGUCCAAUAACCGCCUCGAAGACCUCAAGGAUCGUAAAGAAGCUGCGGAGUGCAACGAACAGCCAGCCAUCAAAGUUGAAGUUAUCAAAGGCGAAACGGUGUUUCCUGUCCUGUCUGCGAUAAACUUUCACCCGCUUGGGACGCAUCAUUCCCUGAUGUUAGCGGAUUUGGAAGAGGUGGACUCGCAGCUGUUGAUGACCCGCGGCGGGGAAAGAAGCGGCGGUCCGCCAACCGGCGCCGCUCCGGCACUCGGCAUGGGUGGUCCACUUCCGUCCCCGGUGUCUUCUUUGGGCCACUCGUCAGCAUAUCAGCUCGGCAUACACCCGCAGCCAUCGUAUGGCGGCCAGUUUGCGCCACCAGCCAGGGCUUACUUCGAACCCUCCAUGCCGACCUCCGUGUCGGGAUACUCCAUCAGUGUAAUAGCAGAAAAUCCUCCAGAAACUUUGAAUUAUGGAGGGUUGAGUAGGAAAGCCUUCGAGUUACGUGUCCGGGAUGAGAAACGAGAGUCGGGUGCGGACAAUCGUGCUAUCAUCCUGUUUUAUGGAGUCACGGGGUCCUUUCAUUUGUAA
Notodromas monacha is the source of this 1152-nucleotide messenger RNA. NCBI's taxonomy places the organism in Eukaryota, Metazoa, Arthropoda, Ostracoda, Podocopida, Cyprididae. The record is from the annotation of a GenBank genome assembly.